AUGGCAGAGGAAAAACAAGUCGACAACAAGCUUCCUGAUCCAUCGGAUUUUCCCGACGGCGGCUGGAAGGCCUGGUCGGUCGUCCUAGGCGCUUGGUCGUGCCUUUUCUGCAGUUUUGGGUGGAUCAAUUCCAUUGGACUUUUCCAGACCUUCUACCAGGAUGAGCUGUUCCAGACUUACGCACCCAGUUCCAUCGCCUGGAUCACAUCCGUCGAGACAGGAACCAUGUACAUUACAUCGCCUGUAUAUGGCAAAAUCUAUGACAAUUAUGGGCCCAAGCCCCUGGUGUACGGGGGCGCCUUUCUCCAUGUCUUCGGGCUGAUGAUGGCCUCGCUUGGAACAGAAUACUACCAAAUCUUCUUGGCGCAGUCAAUUUGCAGUGCCCUUGGUGCGGCAGCACUAUUCUCUGCUGGACUGGGACCGGUGGGGUCGUGGUUUCUGAAGAAUCGAGCAUUGGCUUUUGGAGUAGUUGCUUCGGGGUCUUCGCUGAGCGGGUGUUUAGUUCCAAUCAUCGUAACGCGACUAAUCCCCCGUAUUGGAUUCCCAUGGUCCAUGCGCAUUUGCGCCUUCAUGUUCCUUGGUCUGUUGCUUCUUGCGAUGAUUUUCCUGGAGCCGCGCGUGCCGCCACAGCCUAAACCAUGGAAUAUCAAGGAUUUCCUGCUUCCGUUGAAAGAACUGCCCUUUCUCACCACCACGAUCGGGUUGUGUCUGUUCUCUUGGGGCAUGUUUGUCCCGUUCAACUUUCUAGUGCUCGAGGCGCAGACGCACGGGAUGAGCCUGUAUCUGGCUAAUUACCUCAUUGCCAUUUUGAACGCUGUCAGGUAUCCAUCCAUCACCCUUCGGUUUUCAAGCAUGGUUGACAAAAACAGUAUAUUCGGUCGCAUUAUCCCCGGCUGGCUCGGUGACCGAAUCGGACGCUUCAACAUCGCCAUUCUGACCACGGGAACAUCGGCUAUAUUAGUCCUGGUUUUGUGGAUUCUCGCGAAACAUUCCGCCACCACAAUUGUCUUUGCCGCCUUCUUUGGCUUUAGCUCUGGAACAUUUGUGUCCAUCACACCAGCGUUGAUCCAACAGCUAUCUGCGGUGCAGAACGUGGGGAUCCGCCUUGGGACGUGCUUCGGGAUUAUGAGUUUAGCCACCUUUACAGGAAAUCCGAUUGCUGGGGCACUGAUUGCACGUGAUGAUGGGAGCUAUUUGUAUCUGAAGAUCUUCAGCGGUGCGGCUAUGGCAGCAGGGUGUGGGAUGUUGAUUGUUUCGAGGACAAUUCAGGUUGGGUUGAAUUGGGGGAAGAUUUAG
Penicillium lagena is the source of this 1296-nucleotide messenger RNA. RefSeq lists its product as uncharacterized. Gene Ontology annotation, molecular function: transmembrane transporter activity. NCBI's taxonomy places the organism in Eukaryota, Fungi, Ascomycota, Eurotiomycetes, Eurotiales, Aspergillaceae. Gene Ontology annotation, biological process: transmembrane transport. The coding region runs from base 1 to 1296 and encodes 431 amino acids. The transcript has 3 exons. The record is from RefSeq and is a predicted model, not a curated record. Gene Ontology annotation, cellular component: fungal-type vacuole membrane.